Messenger RNA from Zalophus californianus (California sea lion), 6317 nucleotides. It is a transcript of the gene MYH7B, whose product is annotated as myosin heavy chain 7B. The record is from RefSeq and is a predicted model, not a curated record. NCBI's taxonomy places the organism in Eukaryota, Metazoa, Chordata, Mammalia, Carnivora, Otariidae. The coding region runs from base 141 to 6089 and encodes 1982 amino acids. The transcript has 41 exons. Gene Ontology annotation, molecular function: ATP binding; actin filament binding; cytoskeletal motor activity. Gene Ontology annotation, cellular component: myosin complex.
UCCGCUGACCUUGACGGUGGCAAUAAAAGGGGUAGCCCAGCUCCCAGCCCUCACCGUGGUGCUGAGUGCCUGAUGCCUUGGACUGCCUUGAACCUCCAAGAUUUUUAGUCCCUCGUCCUCCACCUCUCGGUGCCACCGCCAUGAUGGAUGUGAGUGAACUUGGGGAGUCUGCCCGCUACCUCCGCCAGGGCUACCAGGACCUGAUGAAGGUGCACACUGUCCCGUGGGAUGGGAGGAAGAGGGUCUGGGUGCCUGAUGAACAGGAUGCCUAUGUGGAGGCCGAGAUCAGGUCGGAGGCCACUGGGGGCAGAGUCAACGUGGAGACCAAAGACCAGAAGAUGCUGAUGGUGCGCGAAGCAGAGCUACAGCCCAUGAACCCGCCCCGCUUCGACUUGCUGGAGGACAUGGCCAUGAUGACCCACCUCAACGAGGCAGCAGUGCUGCACAACCUGCGCCAGCGUUAUGCUCGCUGGAUGAUCUACACGUACUCGGGCCUCUUCUGUGUCACCAUCAACCCGUACAAAUGGCUCCCGGUGUACACGGCCUCCGUGGUGGCUGCUUACAAGGGAAAGCGCCGCUCGGAGGCCCCACCCCACAUAUAUGCAGUGGCGGAUAAUGCCUACAAUGACAUGCUGCGCAACCGAGAGAACCAGUCCAUGCUGAUCACGCUGCAGGGAACCAGGGUGGGGAAGGGAAGCAAAGGGACACAGACAGAAGACAAGGAUGAGGCUGGGAGAGGAAGGGACGGAGAUCCCUUCAAUUCUCAAUUUCUGGCCACGAAGACUGGGGGCACCCUCGAGGAUCAAAUCAUCGAGGCUAACCCUGCCAUGGAGGCUUUCGGCAACGCCAAGACCCUGCGGAAUGACAACUCCUCCCGCUUUGGCAAGUUCAUCCGCAUUCACUUCGGCCCCUCCGGGAAGCUCGCAUCCGCAGAUAUUGACAGCUAUCUCCUGGAGAAGUCGCGAGUGAUCUUCCAGCUGCCCGGUGAGCGUGGCUACCACGUCUACUACCAGAUCCUCUCCGGGAAGAAGCCAGAGCUACAGGAUAUGCUGCUUCUGUCUAUGAACCCCUACGACUACCACUUCUGCAGCCAGGGGGUCAUCACUGUGGACAACAUGGAUGAUGGGGAAGAGCUGAUGGCCACUGAUCAUGCCAUGGACAUCCUGGGCUUCAGCGUGGAUGAGAAGUGUGCCUGCUAUAAGAUCGUGGGGGCCCUCCUGCACUUUGGCAACAUGAAGUUCAAGCAGAAACAGCGGGAGGAACAGGCUGAGGCCGACGGCACUGAGAGUGCUGACAAGGCUGCCUACCUGAUGGGGGUCAGCAGUGGGGACCUCCUCAAAGGCCUUCUGCACCCCCGAGUGCGUGUGGGCAAUGAGUAUGUGACCAAGGGCCAGAGUGUGGAGCAGGUGGUGUUUGCUGUGGGGGCUCUGGCCAAGGCCACCUAUGACCGGCUGUUCCGGUGGCUGGUAUCGAGGAUCAACCAGACCCUGGACACUAAGCUGCCCCGGCAGUUCUUCAUCGGGGUCCUGGACAUCGCGGGGUUUGAGAUCUUUGAGUUUAACAGCUUCGAGCAGCUGUGCAUCAACUUCACCAAUGAGAAGCUACAGCAGUUCUUCAACCAGCACAUGUUCGUGCUGGAGCAGGAGGAGUACAAACGGGAGGGCCUUGACUGGGUCUUCAUCGAUUUCGGCCUGGACCUGCAGCCCUGCAUUGACCUCAUCGAGAAGCCACUGGGCAUCCUGUCCAUCCUGGAAGAGGAGUGCAUGUUCCCCAAGGCCUCAGACGCCAGCUUCCGGGCCAAGCUCUAUGACAAUCAUGCGGGGAAGUCACCCAAUUUCCAGCAGCCACGGCCUGACAAGAAGCGCAAAUACCAGGCCCACUUUGAGGUGGUCCACUAUGCAGGUGUGGUGCCUUACAGCAUCGUGGGCUGGCUGGAGAAAAACAAGGAUCCACUGAAUGAGACUGUGGUCCCUAUCUUCCAAAAGUCGCAAAACAAGCUCUUGGCUGCCCUCUAUGAGAACUACGCAGGCCCAUGCUCCGCCGAGCCCCCCAAGUCUGGGGUGAAGGAGAAGCGUAAGAAGGCAGCAUCUUUCCAGACGGUGUCCCAGCUGCACAAGGAGAACCUCAACAAGCUGAUGACCAACCUGCGGGCCACACAGCCCCACUUCGUCCGUUGCAUUGUCCCCAAUGAGAACAAGACCCCAGGAGUCAUGGAUGCCUUUUUGGUGUUACACCAGCUGCGCUGCAAUGGAGUUCUGGAGGGGAUCCGGAUCUGUCGCCAAGGGUUCCCCAACAGGCUGCUCUAUGCUGACUUCCGGCAGCGGUACCGCAUCCUGAACCCCAGUGCCAUCCCAGACGAUACCUUCGUGGACAGCAGGAAGGCCACAGAGAAGCUUCUGGGCUCACUGGACAUUGAGUACACCCAGUACCAGUUCGGCCACACCAAGGUGUUCUUCAAGGCUGGGCUUCUAGGCGUCCUGGAGGAGCUUCGUGACCAGCGUCUGGCCAAGGUUUUGACGCUGCUGCAGGCACGGAGCCGGGGCCGCCUCAUGCGCCUGGAGUACCAGCGCCUGCUGGGCGGCAGGGACGCCCUGUUCACCAUCCAGUGGAAUAUCCGUGCCUUCAAUGCUGUCAAGAACUGGUCCUGGAUGAAGCUCUUUUUCAAGAUGAAGCCGCUGCUGCGCUCGGCGCAGGCGGAGGAGGAACUGGCAGCCCUGCGGGCUGAGCUGCGGGGGCUGCGCGGGACACUGGCUGCUGCCGAGGCCAAGCGCCAGGAGCUGGAGGAGACGCACGUCAGUGUCACCCAGGAGAAGAACGACCUGGCCCUGCAGCUGCAGGCGGAGCAAGAAAACUUGGCGGAUGCUGAGGAGCGCUGCCACUUGCUGAUCAAGUCCAAGGUGCAGCUCGAGGCGAAGGUGAAGGAGCUGAGUGAGCGGCUGGAGGACGAGGAGGAGGUGAACGCCGACCUGGCCGCCCGCCGGCGCAAGCUGGAGGACGAGUGCACAGAGCUCAAGAAGGACAUUGACGACCUGGAGCUGACACUGGCCAAGGCCGAGAAGGAGAAGCAAGCCACGGAGAACAAGGUGAAGAACCUGACCGAGGAGAUGGCGGCCCUGGACGAGUCGGUAGCCCGACUGACCAAGGAGAAGAAGGCAUUGCAGGAGGCCCACCAGCAGGCGCUGGGCGACCUGCAGGCCGAGGAGGACCGUGUGAGCGCUCUGGCCAAGGCCAAGCUCCGGCUGGAGCAGCAAGUGGAAGACGUGAGUCCCGGUCCCAGCGGAGGCCUGUGGGGUGGGGGUGGGGGUGGGGGUGGGGGGGCUGGGGCCGGGACGGCGGCCUGCCAGGUCUGGCGGCUGGGCCUGGCCACCUCUCCUGCUCCACAGCUGGAGUGCUCCCUGGAGCAAGAGAAGAAGCUGCGCAUGGACACGGAGCGGGCGAAGCGCAAGCUCGAGGGUGACCUCAAGCUGACGCAGGAGUCGGUGACGGACGCUGCCCAGGACAAGCAGCAGCUGGAGGAGAAGCUCAAGAAGAAGGACUCGGAGUUGAGUCAGCUGAACCUGCGGGUGGAGGACGAGCAACUCCUCGGAGCGCAGCUACAGAAGAAGAUCAAGGAACUGCAGGCUCGGGCUGAGGAGCUGGAGGAGGAGCUGGAGGCGGAGCGGGCGGCCCGGGCCCGCGUGGAGAAGCAGCGGGCUGAGGCGGCCCGGGAGCUGGAGGAGCUGAGCGAGCGGCUGGAGGAGGCCGGCGGGGCGUCGGCGGGGCAGCGUGAGGGGUGCCGCAAGCGCGAGGCCGAGCUGGGCCGGCUGCGGCGGGAGCUGGAGGAGGCGGCGCUGCGGCACGAGGCCACUGUGGCCGCCCUGCGCCGCAAGCAGGCCGAGAGCGCGGCCGAGCUGGGCGAGCAGGUGGACAGUCUGCAGCGGGUGCGGCAGAAGCUGGAGAAGGAGAAGAGUGAGCUGCGCAUGGAGGUGGAUGAUCUGGGCGCCAAUGUGGAGACUCUGGCCCGCAGCAAGGCCAGUGCAGAGAAGCUGUGCCGGACCUAUGAGGAUCAGCUGAGCGAGGCCAAGAUCAAGGUGGAAGAGCUGCAGCGGCAGCUCACGGAUGCGAGCACUCAGCGUGGGCGGCUGCAAACAGAGAGCGGGGAGCUGAGCCGCCUGCUCGAGGAGAAGGAGUCUCUCAUUAGCCAGCUGAGCCGGGGCAAGGCCUUGGCCACCCAGAGCCUGGAGGAACUGCGGAGGCAGCUGGAAGAGGAGAGCAAGGCCAAGAGUGCGCUGGCCCAUGCCGUACAGGCUUUGCGGCACGACUGUGACCUCUUGCGGGAGCAGCACGAGGAGGAGGCGGAGGCCCAGGCGGAGCUGCAGCGGCUACUGUCGAAGGCCAAUGCCGAGGUGGCUCAGUGGAGGAGCAAGUAUGAGGCAGAUGCCAUCCAGAGGACCGAGGAGCUGGAGGAGGCCAAAAAGAAGCUGGCCCUGCGGCUGCAGGAAGCAGAGGAGGGAGUGGAGGCUGCCCACGCCAAGUGCUCCUCACUGGAGAAGGCCAAGCUGCGACUGCAGACGGAGUCAGAGGACGUGACCCUAGAGCUGGAACGGGCCACCUCCGCGGCUGCCGCGCUGGACAAGAAGCAGCGGCACUUGGAGCGGGCGCUGGAGGAGCGGCGGCGGCAGGAGGAGGAGACUCAGCGGGAGCUGGAGGCUGCCCAGAGGGAGGCCCGCAGCCUGGGCACUGAGCUUUUCCGGCUGCGGCACAGCCACGAGGAGGCGCUCGAGGCCCUGGAGACGCUCAAGCGGGAGAACAAGAACCUGCAGGAGGAGAUCAGUGACCUCACAGACCAGGUCAGCCUCAGCGGGAAGAGCAUCCAGGAACUGGAGAAAGCCAAAAAGGCUCUGGAAGGGGAGAAGAGCGAGCUCCAAGCCGCGCUGGAGGAGGCCGAGGCGGCCCUGGAGCUGGAGGAGACCAAGACUCUGAGGAUCCAGCUGGAGCUGUCCCAGGUCAAGGCUGAGGUGGACCGGAAACUGGCCGAGAAAGAUGAGGAGUGCACUAACCUGAGGCGCAACCACCAGCGGGCCGUGGAGUCCCUGCAGGCCUCCCUGGAUGCAGAGACCAGGGCCCGCAACGAGGCACUGCGGCUCAAGAAGAAGAUGGAGGGCGACCUCAAUGACCUGGAGCUGCAGCUGGGCCAUGCCGCCCGCCAGGCCAUGGAAGCCCAGGCGGCCACGCGGCUGCUGCAGGCCCAGCUCAAGGAGGAGCAGGCGGGGCGGGACGAGGAGCGGCGGCUGGCGGCCGAGCUCCGAGAGCAGGCGCAGGCCCUGGAGCGGCGGGCCACGCUGCUGGCCGCGGAGCUGGAGGAGCUGCGGGCCGCACUGGAGCAGGGCGAGCGCAGCCGGCGGCUGGCAGAGCAGGAGCUGCUGGAGGCCACCGAGCGCCUUAACCUCCUGCACUCGCAGAACACAGGCCUCCUGAACCAGAAGAAGAAGCUAGAGGGGGAUCUGACCCAGCUGAGCGGGGAGGUGGAGGAGGCUGCCCAGGAGCGGCGGGAAGCCGAGGAGAAGGCCAAAAAGGCCAUCACCGACGCGGCCAUGAUGGCCGAGGAGCUGAAAAAGGAGCAGGACACGAGCGCACACCUGGAAAGGAUGAAGAAGACACUGGAGCAGACGGUGCGGGAGCUCCAGGCCCGGCUCGAGGAGGCCGAACAGGCUGCCCUCCGCGGCGGGAAGAAGCAGGUGCAGAAGCUGGAGGCCAAGGUGCGGGAGCUGGAGGCCGAGCUGGACGCAGAGCAGAAGCAGCACGCUGAGGCCCUCAAAGGGGUGCGGAAACACGAGCGCCGGGUCAAGGAGCUCGCGUACCAGGCCGAGGAGGACAGGAAGAACCUGGCUCGCAUGCAGGACCUGGUGGACAAGCUGCAGAGCAAGGUCAAGAGCUACAAACGCCAGUUUGAGGAGGCGGAACAGCAGGCCAGUACUAACCUGGCCAAGUACCGCAAGGCCCAGCACGAGCUGGAUGAUGCAGAGGAGCGGGCAGACAUGGCAGAAACCCAGGCUAACAAGCUGCGGGCACGGACCCGGGAUGCCCUGGGGCCCAAGCACAAGGAGUGAUGCCGGAGUUCCUGGGAUCUGAAGACGCUGCCGGCCCUGUGUCCUCUCCUGCCGCCUCUGCAUCCCAGUCCACCCCAAGCCCUGCUGGACCCUGAGUAAAUGCCGUGUCUGCAUCUCUAGCUGGCUGCCUUCUCCUCCUCUGAGAUGCAGAAGAAAGGAACACAUGGUCCCUGGACAAAAGUCAGGUCCACAUCAGUCAUUUAAAAUAAAGUUCUUUAAUAGUCUCCA